UAUUAUCCCAAAUUCUUCCGGGCACGCGCGUGCCAGAUGGACACGCCAAGCGCACGCCAUAAACGACAAACGGAAUCCACGGGCCGGAAAAGAAAAGGAAGAAAAUAAACCUUAUCUAGUUCCCUGCUAUUUCCAGACUUCUAAUUUCGCCCCCGAUUCGUGCGGGUAAGGCAGCCUCGCCUGAGGUGCGCGAGCGCCGCCCCAAUCAGUCUCCACCAAGCCCAGCCCCAGCAGGUCUCCUCCGCCGCCCAGACGGUCUCCUCCGCUCCCAUCCACGGCCCCAGACGGUCUCCUUCUCCCCGUUCGAUCUAAGAGCUGCACUGCUCUGCUGCUGAUGCUUGGCCGGAGCGGCGCCUUUGCCGUGGUGGGUACCGACGGUGACCGAGUUGAGGCCCCGCUUGAGCCAAACAUGGGAGGGAUCUCCAUGGAUGGGCAGGAUUAAGGGGAGCCAUCCGGAUGGCUGCAACGACACGUCUCCUCCUACCUCCGGCCUCCUCCUUCAAGCAGUUCGGCUGGAUCCUAAGCGGCACCCCUGUGAAGGCUUUGAGGUUGGAAAUGGAGACGGAGGAGUGGAGAAGAGAAAAUCCGUAUAUGCAGAGAGAAGAGAAAAGACAAUGAUGGAUAGACUUGAUUAUUACUCACUUUUUGGAUUCGUUUAUGUUACGUACAUGCCGCCGCGACGCCGUUCGAGCACGGGGUACCGCGACGUCUGCGAGCGCCCCAACGGAACCUUCUACGCGGAGAUCCGGAUCGGCGACGAGCGUAUCGGCCUCGGCACGUUCGAGACAGGGCUCGAGGUGGUACGCGCGUACGAUGCCGUAGCCUGGCGAAUCGGGCGCUCGUGCCAGUCGAUGAACUUCCACGACGUCUAGACACACCAUCAAGCUGAGGACCUUGCGCCGCCGCCGCGCCUCGUCACGCGGGAGGAGCAACGUUGCCAUCGAGAACUGGAGCGCCGCGUUCUCAUCGCCAAGUGGGACAAGCGCGCGUGACUCGAGUGGGCGGCCCGCUUCCCCGAGAACGUCGCCGCCGAGAAGAAACACUUUGCCACGCGCAAGGCGACAUAGAAGGCCGCGAAGAAGGAGGACCGCCUCUUUUGGAGGGCCGACAAGGCGGCGAGGUGCACCUUCAUCGAGGCGUAGAUGGAUGGUCCACAGACCAUCUCCUUCAACGAUGCCCGAUAGGCCGAUCAAUGAAGUGAAAUUGCUUACCGAUGGUGUUAAGUUGCCUGCCGACAAAGUUAAGUUGCUUACCGAUGGUGUUAAGUUGCCCGCCGACGAAGUGAAGUUGCCUACUUUUGCUUUAAAGGUGCUUGUUUUACCGAUGUUGUGAAGUUUCUUACCGAUGGUGUUAAGUUGCCCGCCAAUGAAGUGAAGUUGCUUUUCGA
Molecule: messenger RNA, 1387 nt
Organism: Lolium perenne
Lineage: Eukaryota; Viridiplantae; Streptophyta; Magnoliopsida; Poales; Poaceae
Source: RefSeq, a predicted model, not a curated record